AUGGUACAAGUUACAGGAGAAAGCCUUCAGACGGAGCUGGAGAUGUUUGACAUACCCUGUCAAGAUGACUCCGUCCUCGAUAAGUGUAAGUGUCUCUGAGUCACAUACUUUGUUGAUGUUUUCGGACAUUUUUGUGAGCUCUAAACUCCUCAAAUGUACACCAAUGUUGUCACUUUUACUUACACCUAAAAUUGAGGUUUUGCAGCACUAAGGCGCAUCUGUUUACUGUUUUUGAGAUGUGAUAAAUUUGAUAUUUUUCACCUGUUAUUCCCUUAUUCCUGUUGUGUCUCUCAGUGGUGGAACUGUGCAUCUGUAACAGGAUACAGGCGGAUGAAAUGGUCCUGGAGUGGGUGGCCUACAGCACCACCAAAAAUGGACUCAAGCUCACCCUAGACACCCUCGAGCAAUUCGAUCAUGAGGUAACCUGAAAAUGCCAUACUUCCUGUUCAUAUAUACAAAUUCAUCAUGUUAUUUUAAACAAAUAAUAUGACUAUAAGUGUCUUCACUUUCUUUGCAGGUGAUAAACAAGAAAGGUAAAUCUAAACCAAGCUCCAGAAAAGAAGACAGUCACAACAGAACCAGGGACAUCAAUUCACUGCAGGACUUGUAUCCUUCAUGGAGAUUUCUCACACAUGACAUCUAUCAUUAGGAUUUAGUAAUGUCUUUUUUGUGACAGUCCCUGACACGGUUUAUCCAGAAUCAAAGCUGAAGAAGAGGAGGAGAAUCUACUGGACGCCUACUGUACUCCUGCUAAGGUAUGCAGCCCCUCUUUACUACAGACGGUUUCUGUUGAGACUAACAGUUUUAAGCUAAAUGAAGGAGAUGCUGGUCCAGUUGUAAAUAUAACUGUGUGUUUUUUAGGGCUCACAGAAGCGGGCACUGACCACCCCUGAACACCCACAAUCCAAAAGAACAGCAGCUCUGAUUGCCAGCCCGGGCCUGCUGCUGUCUCCUGCCAGCUUUUCUCCCAGGUAGUCUCUAAGAGCACAGACAGCCAGUCAGCACACUGCUGGACAAAGAGCUGGUGCUCACAAACAUGGGAUCUUUUCUUACUUUUAGUGAUGGGCAUGGCAGUUCUUUUAGAUGUACUGAAUCACUAGAAUCAGUUCGUUCAAAAGAUUCGUUCGAAAGAUUCAUUCACCAAAUCACCAAAUCAUGUAGCGUUUGGUGGGAGAAGCUUGCGACUCUGACCUCCUGAACUGAUACACAGCUGAACAGUUCAGGAUUCAGUUCAGAUCAUAGCUUCUGGGACCCGUAGACGAUAGACACUUUCUCACAUCCUCCAAGUGGUUAACAUCUGCUUGCUUUUCCCAGCCAUGUUUUCUUUGAUAACGCAAGGAGCAAUGCUUUGAUCCGACUCAUCCUUUUUUCUAAUAUCUCUUUGUGACAGUGCAACACCGUCACAGAAGUACAGCCAGCGUGGAGCCAAAGGAGAGGUGGUUGUGUCAUUCGGGGCUGUGCAGGGAACCCGUUGGACUGGAAGGAAAGCCCCAGGAGCAGGUGUCCAGCUGGAGCUGCUCGAAGGGCCUGAAGAAUCUCUCCGCUGCAGCUACAAGUACAUGUUUCAGAGGCAGCGGGAUGUACGAAAUGGUAAGAGAAUCUGACUGUUAAUCGCUCCAACUACACCUCAUCAAACGCACACUUACGGAGUGGAGAAUCUUUUUGUUUUUUGUUUUUCUCAGUGUUGACAGAAAAAAUUGAGGAGCUCGGUGAGAGCCUAAAGUCUCACUUCAACAUUGAAGAGUUUUCCCCCGUCUCUCUGCCAGCCCAGGUACACAGGUUUUAUGGAAACAAAACAGAUAUUCCUGUUUUUUCAUUAUGAGGUUUUAGCAUAACAGAGCAAAGAAUGAAAGAGAGCGAAAUGUUACCAAAUUUUAACCAGUGUCUGUGUAUGUAUGUUUGUAACUUUGUUUGAAUGUGCUGCGAAUGUCUCAGUCAGGACAUUCUUGUAAAAGAGAUUUUUCAUCCCAAUGAGGCUUUCCUGGUGAAAUAAAAUAAAUAACAUCUCAGGCAGCAAGAAUGAGGACCACAAAGUGAAAAAACUGAAUUUAUUUUGUUAUAAUUUUGGAUUUGAGUCACAAAAGCUUAAAAACUAACUUGUUUUUUACCCAAACUGACAGUUUACAGUUUUACUUACUGACAAUUGUGACAGCUUGUCAAGGCUAAACUAAGUAUUAAAUCAAAGUGCAGGAAAAGUUGUGAAUGUGAAUUUUCCAAUUAAAAAAUAUUAGUACUAUGAUUUGGUCUCCGAAUAGGCCCUACAUGGUUAAUGAUCCUUAUAUGACUCCUCCUCUGUUAUUUUUGCCAGUCUGGCCUGCAUGGUUUAAUAUGGUGUUUGCAUAAUCAAACAUUGUGCGACUAAUCAGCAUUAUUUGAACAUCUUUCUCUGUAGGACAGUAUAACAGUGUUGGGUCAGAUUUGCUGCGACAGUAACGGCAAAUUGAACGCACAGUCGGUGCUGCUGGAAGCAGGACCAGAGCAAGGUGGUCAACAAGUACCUGUUGAUCUAUCAGAACUCAAAGAGUUCUCCCUCUUUCCUGGUCAGGUGAGCAGAAGGAUUGGUGUUGUCUUCAAGAAAAUCUGUGUCUGUCAACUUAAAAGUCACCUCUUGGUCAAUUUUCAGCUACUUUCUGCUAUAUGGUCUACUGUUGUAAACAACCAGUGAAGAUUGUGAGGUGGUUUCUCCUUUUCCUAUGCACUGAGAUGUGUGCAGCAGGAUACAGAGCCACCAAAAGCGAUAGAGCAUGCCAAGGACCUGGGCGGAAGUCUCACCCAGUGUCUGACCGAGAACUCUGACAGCCGUUCAUCAAUUUUAAAUUAUGUAAAUAUUGUUAAACUUUUUCCCCUCUUUUCAUGUUCUCCUCUUCCUCCAUUCUGUCAGGUGGUGGCGAUGGAGGGAAUGAACACAACAGGAAGAAAACUGAUGGCCUCUAAACUGUAUGAGGUCAGCCACAAGCAACAUGUACUCAGUGUUGGUCAAAAAUCAGAUCAAGUAUUCAAGACACUGUGUAUUCAAUUAUGUUGUCCUCUGUUAGGGGAGUCCACUUCCAUUCUAUACCUCUGAGGUGAAAAUGGAGACAAGUGAUGGUAAGGUAUUUUUACUGUCUCAGAGCAUCCUUUAUGUGUAGUGAUUUAAAUAAAUCAUUGUUAAACAUGAAGCUUUCAACAGCUUUAGCAGCAGUGCUGGUGUAGGUACCAGGUGUGCUAUACGAUUGGCUGGAAGUUGGUUCGGAUAAGGAGAAGAUUGUGGUAACAGAAAUGGUUUUCAUGGGAUUAUAGUUCUUCAGAGAAAACAUGGACAAAUUUUAUGAAGCAAUCUAUCGCUACUUAUCAAAGAGGACUGAAGACAGCCGGACUACCGCCUCUUUUAGGUUGCCAAAGGAAAUGUGGAAUAAAAACUAAACUAUCUAUUGAUAAACGGAGAUCUUGCAUACAUUUGUUUUCUUUUUCCUUAGAAAAGUUAACGUAUACAAUUAAAGCCAUCUAAAAAUUAGAAUACAGUAAGUCGUAGUUCUCUUUAUUAAAUGGAGAGAAAGUUUCAAAGUCAAUUGAUUGAACGAACGGAAAUAAAGAAAACCGCGAGGAGCUUUUAACCGAGCACAUUUGACUCAUUAACUGCAGUGCAAUGUAGUUUGUCUGUUAGGACUUGCCUUAAUGUGACGUCUUCAGGGCCCUGAGCUGAUCUGGCAGCCUGAACACAUCUGGUACCUACACUGGUGCUGUCUGCUUUUAUCAGAUGUACUCUCAGGUCAUUGUAUAUUUUUUUAGUAAAUGCAAAUUCAUCAAUCAUCACCUCAUUUGGUUGCAGAGCCAUUGAACAUACUGGUUGCGUGUGGACCGUACACUCCCUCUGACAGCUUGACUUUUGACCCUCUGCUGGACCUAAUCAAUGUCAUUGCCAGGGAUCGUCCAGAUGUCUGCCUGCUGGUAAAGUUUAUUUUGUAUUCAUUAUUUUGUUGAUUUAUUUUUGUAGAUAAACUGCAGGAGUUUAUCUUUUGACUUUUUGUCUGUCGGCUCACAGAAUUGCUGUUGACAUUUCUGGUUGCGUACGAAUUUUGUAAUUAAACUUUCUCUUCUCCAGCUCGGCCCGUUUGUGGAUUCCAAACAUGAACAGAUUGAGGUCAGUUUAGCAGCUAGCAUGUUUAGUUUGUUGAAUCGUUCUCGUCUAAAUUUCAUGCAUGGCAAUGUUAACUUCUUUAGUUCAACAAGUUAACAGCAUUAUUCUGGUUCUGCACUUUCUUUGUCUGUUUCUCAAAUAGAAAGGCCAGGUGACAGAGACCUUCGAGGCCAUUUUCUCAAGAUGUAUUGAAAGCAUUGUGGAUGGCACCAAAAGGUAGAUCUCAGGUUACCCCUGUCUGUUGAUACAUUAUUAAAGCAGCUGUACAGACUAGCCGUGACUACGCUAACUUCAGACACACCCUAACUACAAACUUUUACCAUCUUAAGACUUCCUCUUUUUUGUGUUUUCAGCAUUGGCUGUCACCUGGUGUUUGUGCCCUCCCAGAGAGACAUCCAUCAUCAUUUCAUCUACCCACAGCCUCCCUUUACCCUGUCAAACCUCAGCAAAGACCAAGUCCAGGUUCUGAUUCGCACAGAUCUAAACUUUGUAUCUUAUACAGCACGUAAACAUAAUAACCUGAAAAACUGUCUUCACUUUAGUCUAAUGGUAACUGAAGAUUUAACGACGUCGUGUUAGGGUCCCACUUCUGGUUUUUAAAUUUGUGUUGUGUGUCUUGACUUUUCAAAUUCAAGCAGAGAAGAAGUUGUCAUGGUUAAGAUAUCGAUAAAAUUCAACUGUUACACAUCAUGUUAUUUCACACAGUGUGUUUCUUUGCUCUAUCUCUAGCGUGUCACACUGGUCCCUGACCCCUGCACCCUGCUGAUUGAUGGUGUGACCUUUGGCUUGACAUCCACAGACAUCCUGUUCCACAUGGGUGCAGAAGAGAUCAGCAGGUGAGGAGGACUGUUAGGAGAAAUCGACACUUUUUAUUAUGACACACAUCCAACAACAGAGCUAACUCACUAAAUUGGUUUUAUUUGUAAUUAAAGUUAAACUCCAUGACUCUAAGGCACAACAAAGAGUUGCAUUAUCUGUCAUGAUGCUAUUACUUCAUGUCUAAAUUCUCGAAUUUGUCGUGCUGCAGCGGCACUGGAUCGGACAGAUUUUCACGGAUACUGAAACACAUUCUAACUCAGAGGAGGUAAGAGUCCCUGAAGAGUUCAUAUGUUUAUAUUUGAGCGUCAGCAAAAAUGAAUGAAUCCUAUGUUUUUGAUUUAACUCAACAGUUACUACCCGCUGUACCCGCCUGCAGAGGAGGUUAACAUGGAUUACGAGAAGUUUCAGAGCUUUGGUCAAAUGCCAUUAACCCCCGAUGUUCUCAUCAUUCCCUCUGAGUUGCGCUACUUUGUAAAGGUAAACACUUUCUGUUUCUGUCAACAGAGAUUCAAAAGAUUCAAAGUUGGUUAAGGGAGAGUGCAAAAAAGAAGUCUUAACACGUUGACCUGCACUGAAAACACUAAAACAUAAUUUUACUGGAUGCUAAAUUUCAGAUUGGUGUUGUCUUUUUGCUAAAAUGUUUUAUGUAAACGUCAUCUCCGCCUCUGCUCAGGAGGUGGUCGGCUGUGUGUGUGUGAAUCCUGGGCGGCUGACCAAAGGCCAGGUGGGUGGGACUUACAGCAGACUUCUCAUUCAACGCAGUGACACCUCAGAUGACGAGAAGAGAGUGAGCCCCUGCCUGACUGCUCAGGUGGUGAAAAUCUAA
Messenger RNA from Xyrichtys novacula (pearly razorfish), 5762 nucleotides. NCBI's taxonomy places the organism in Eukaryota, Metazoa, Chordata, Actinopteri, Labriformes, Labridae. The record is from the annotation of a GenBank genome assembly.